GGUCACAUUCUUUCCUCAGAGGACUCAUCUUCGCAGAUAUAGACAAUCUGCGCAGGUCCGGGUAAAGGUGGGGCGUUCAGUCUGAUGAUCAACUUGUAAAAGUUUUCCGAGGCGUUUUUUUGAGAGGACGGCAGGAAAACGCAUCAGGAGGAACUUUCCCAGGAACUACGCUGAAGGCUCAUUUCAACCAUCGGCUUCCAGGAGGUGGAAACUGCUAGAGAGCAGCAGGACCUCCAGGACCCGGGGCAGAGCUGUGAGGCGCUGGUACCGACCCAGACCAGUCAUGUCCUCUGGUAAGAACAAGAACCAGACCUCACUGGUCCUCCACAAGGUGAUCAUGGUGGGCAGCGGCGGCGUUGGCAAGUCGGCGCUCACCCUGCAGUUCAUGUAUGACGAGUUUGUGGAGGACUACGAGCCCACCAAGGCCGACAGCUACAGGAAGAAGGUGGUUCUGGACGGCGAGGACGUCCAGAUCGACAUCCUGGACACGGCAGGACAGGAGGACUACGCUGCCAUCAGGGACAACUACUUCAGGAGCGGCGAGGGAUUCCUGCUGGUCUUCUCCAUCACGGAGCACGAGUCCUUCACGGCCACGUCAGAAUUAAGGGAGCAGAUCCUGCGGGUGAAGGAGGAGGAGGCCAUCCCGCUCCUCCUGGUCGGGAACAAGUCGGACCUGGAGGACAAGCGGCAGGUCAGCGUGGAAGAGGCGGCGGCGAAGGCCGGCGAGUGGGGCGUUCAGUACGUGGAGACGUCGGCUAAGACCAGAGCCAACGUGGACAAGGUCUUCUUCGACCUCAUGAGGGAAGUCCGCAAGAAGAAGAUGUCCGAGAGCAAAGACAAGAACAAGCCGAGCAGCGUGGGCAAGAGAAGGAAGUGCUGCGUGCUUUAGGUGGAUCGGAGCGCGCUCAGACAGACUGAAGCACAAACAUCCGAAACGUACCGACUCUCACUUCCAGCUUCUCCAGCUUCCUCUUUCUGUGGAGACAGAGCUGAAGCUCAGCUGUCUGAGGAACCUCGGUGUUAUUUAUCGCUCUCCUCACAUUCCUCACUCACUUUAAAACACUCGUCCUCCUGAACCCGCCUAGAAUCAAGCUUCACGGUGGAUCUGCUCUCUAAUCACCUGCAUGGUUCUCCUCUGUGGAGGAAACACACCUUCUCACUCCAGCAGAUGGAAACUGUUUUACUCUAAAGGGAAUUCAGGGUUCUAAGCUUUUCUGUAGGAAACAAAUCCAGCUUGUUGUUCUAGUUGUUUUCCAGCACAUCCUGCUGAGCUUGUUACUGUUUGCUGCACAACAAUCUGAUUAAAUCAAACUCUGUUAGAAAACCA
Messenger RNA from Girardinichthys multiradiatus, 1327 nucleotides. RefSeq names its product ras-related protein ralB-B-like. Gene Ontology annotation, biological process: Ras protein signal transduction. NCBI's taxonomy places the organism in Eukaryota, Metazoa, Chordata, Actinopteri, Cyprinodontiformes, Goodeidae. Gene Ontology annotation, cellular component: plasma membrane. The record is from RefSeq and is a predicted model, not a curated record. The coding region runs from base 284 to 889 and encodes 201 amino acids. Gene Ontology annotation, molecular function: GTP binding; GTPase activity; GDP binding. The transcript has 6 exons.